This is a messenger RNA of Salarias fasciatus (jewelled blenny), 1068 nucleotides long. It is a transcript of the gene ppib, whose product is annotated as peptidylprolyl isomerase B (cyclophilin B). The coding region runs from base 148 to 792 and encodes 214 amino acids. Gene Ontology annotation, biological process: protein peptidyl-prolyl isomerization; protein folding. Gene Ontology annotation, cellular component: intracellular membrane-bounded organelle; cytoplasm. Lineage: Eukaryota; Metazoa; Chordata; Actinopteri; Blenniiformes; Blenniidae. Gene Ontology annotation, molecular function: peptidyl-prolyl cis-trans isomerase activity; cyclosporin A binding. The record is from RefSeq and is a predicted model, not a curated record. The transcript has 5 exons.
GAGCGGCCGCCGCGGCAGUCCCCUCCCCGGAUGCGGCCCUCCGUCCCCCGGAUACGCGGCCGCGGCACUCCCUCCCCCACCCCGCGCUUAUAAAGAGGUAGCAGGACCGGCAGGCCGUCCCCGGCGGGUCGAUUGGCUCCUUUGUUGAUGGUGAGACUGUGCGAGAGGAGAAUGAAGUUCCUGGUAGCGGUCACGGUCAUCGUGGGAUUCCUGCUCUUCUUCACCUUCCCCGGCGGAUCGUCUGCGGAGAAGAAAGGCCCCAAAGUGACGGCGAAGGUGUUCUUCGAUAUGAAAAUCGGAGAUGAAGACGCGGGAAGGGUGGUGAUCGGGCUCUUCGGGAAAACCGUUCCCAAAACGGUUGAAAACUUUGUGACUCUGGCGACGGGGGAGAAAGGAUUUGGCUACAAGGGCAGCAAAUUCCACAGAGUCAUCAAAGACUUCAUGAUCCAGGGAGGAGACUUCACCAGAGGAGACGGCACUGGAGGUAAAAGCAUCUACGGAGACCGCUUCCCGGAUGAGAACUUCAAGCUGAAGCACUACGGCGGCGGCUGGCUCAGCAUGGCCAACGCCGGCAAGGACACCAACGGCUCCCAGUUCUUCAUCACCACGGUUAUGACCUCCUGGCUGGACGGCAAGCACGUGGUCUUCGGGAAGGUCCUGGAGGGCAUGGAUGUGGUGAAGAAGAUCGAGCAGACGGGGACGGACACCCGAGACAGACCUCUGAAAGACGUGGUCAUCGUGGACUGCGGCAAAAUCGAAGUGGAGAAGCCGUUCGCCGUGGCCAAGGAGUGAAGCGGCGGCGGAGGAGGGAAACGGACUGGUGGGGGCGGGGCGGGGCGGGGGAAUGGUGCGGGCCACUUCGGGAGGGUCUCGGGUCAUCACUCAGCGCCGAGCGGCCGCUGUCUUAAUCACACGGGAGGAGCGUCCGGAUCAAACGCGGCGACACUCUGGGUCCAUUCAGACAAACAGACGAGCAUUCCAAGACGCACCGAGCUGUUCGUUGUUUUGUAAAAAAAAAACAAUAAAUAAUGAAAUCGGAAAUAAAGAUUUCACAUUUUGUUAAAAUGG